CACGUGGCCGUGCCGCAGUUCCGUUAGUGUACGAUUUGGUUACGGUAGUCAUUUGGCCACCUCUACCCAACCUCUGAUUCCCUUCAUCCCAUCGAGUCCAUCGUCCUCACAUUUCAGGAAAUGUCGUUCUUCAAGCGCAAGGAGAAAAACUUGAUUCCUCCUCUUCAGCCAGCAUCAGAUGGUUUGCGGGGUUCGUCUCGAAGCACGUCUUCCCUCCCCAGUUACAAGUCCAGCGCUAGUACCUACGUUGCCAGCCGCGAUGGACCUGAUCCUUAUAAUGUCAUGAAUACUAGGACUCAGUCACAGAAUUCGUACGACAACUAUGACGCUUAUAAUGCCACUGCGGGUAAAACUCCUGAUGUUGAGGGAGAUCGGAACCGCAAUGAACUGUUCGCUGGAUAUAAACCUCAGGGAAAGACAGGCAAAGAACCCUCUCCUGGAGAGGAGAAUGAAGAGGAUGUAGAAGGCAUCAAACAGCAAACCAGAUUCAUGAAGCAAGAGAGCGUCAACUCUACCAGGAAUGCACUGAGGCUUGCUCGGGAGGCCGAAGAGACUGCGGGGAACACCAUCGGAAAACUCGGGGACCAGUCUGAGAAACUCGCCAAUACUGAGCGUCACCUUGAUGUUUCAAAGGGUCACACCUUACGCGCCGAAGAUCAAAUCGGUGAACUGAAGCAGCUUAAUCGGUCAAUCUUCCGUCCUGUCAUUACUUGGAACAAGGAUGCAAAACGCGCCGCUCAGGAAGAAAAAAUUCAGCAGCGGUAUGAAGACGAAAGGUUAGAUCGCGAAAAGGCUAUGCAAGACAUCAGAGAUACUCAGAACCGCUUGGGACGUGCCACUACAUAUGGCUAUCAAGAUGAGGAAAGUCUAACAUCUGGAGGGUCAGGUAGAUUACGCACUGAGGAACAGCUGGCCACUAGAAAGGAGCAGCGGAAGAGAUACCAAUUUGAGGCGGGUGCUUCUGAUGACGAGAUGGAAGAUGAGUUGGACGACAACUUGAACGAGAUCUCGGCUAUCACCAAAAACUUGAAGGCACUGGGUACCGCUAUGGGACAGGAGCUCGAUCAGCAAAACUCGAGACUUGUCACCAUCGAACAAAAGACGACGACCUUGGACAACAAUGUAUUCAGGAACACUGAAAGGCUCAAACGCAUCAAAUAAAAAUGGUGCUUUAUGUUGGCAACAAGAUGGUGUCUUUCACUGCUCCUAGAUCUGUAUUUAAUUCAUGGACAUUUUCGUAAAUGCUGUAGCGGACCUAUACCUGUACACGUUAUAUAUUGAGUUGACACCAAGUUGGCAUUUACAUAAAGUCUGAC
Messenger RNA from Suillus subalutaceus, 1316 nucleotides. RefSeq lists its product as uncharacterized. Gene Ontology annotation, biological process: exocytosis; vesicle fusion. Bases 121 to 1161 code for a protein of 346 amino acids. The transcript has 4 exons. Gene Ontology annotation, molecular function: SNAP receptor activity; syntaxin binding. Lineage: Eukaryota; Fungi; Basidiomycota; Agaricomycetes; Boletales; Suillaceae. The record is from RefSeq and is a predicted model, not a curated record. Gene Ontology annotation, cellular component: SNARE complex; plasma membrane.